Messenger RNA from Rotaria sp. Silwood2, 1197 nucleotides. The record is from the annotation of a GenBank genome assembly. NCBI's taxonomy places the organism in Eukaryota, Metazoa, Rotifera, Eurotatoria, Philodinida, Philodinidae.
AUGUUAUCUCGUCCACAAAAACCAACAUUACGUGAUUUCUUAUUAAUGCAUUCACAAACUCGUAGCCAUUUAUGUACAGAUGAAGAAAUUUUUGAUCCAAGCAAGCAACUACCACAAUUAACAUCAUUUGAAAAGUCUACGCUCAUGUCAUGGUCCACAGAUUCAAAUGUUGAUCGAGGUCUCAACCUGUAUAUAUUAAUACAUUUUCUGUCUGGAAUCAACAACAAUUCUUAUUAUUACCACUAUGUUAAUAACGGUAAUUCAGAUGGUACAAAUUUGUUUGGACAUAUUAUAGGAACAUCAGGUAGUGGUAAAUCAACAGCUUUGGCUCCUCAUUUGGAUGCUCUGGGUCGAACUUUGACACAAAUGGAUAUAAAUCAGGAAUACAUUCAAUAUGCGAACGAUAAAAACGGUUUAUCAUUUGAUCUACCAUUCAUCAUUUCAAAUGCAACUGCUCUGCAUAUAUAUCGAAGCUUAACGUUUGGCAAUCGUUUGUUAUGUUCUACCGAGUGUGAUACGUUACUGUCUAAUUUGGGUGUGUAUGGUAACCAAUUUAACGAUUCACGAUUCGCCGAAAAUGUAAAUAUGCUUAUUCAAAUGUUCGAUGGUACUAAACAACAAAAUCGAUCAACUCUGUCAACAUCAUAUAGUAUUCCAGACGGACGGCGUGCUUCCAUCAUUGGUGCAAGUGUUGGUGAUCCAUAUGCAUAUGUGUCUUCGCAACAUUAUGAAGGUAAGGGCAUCAGUGGUGCUCAUAAUCGAUUUACUCAUUAUCCAUGUCCGAUAAUGAAAGCUAUCAAAACCAAUUCUGGUUCGACCGGUGUGAUCUCAAACAUGGUUCCGUCUCUUCAACAUGUCUAUACAGUUUCCAUCUUGCUUGGAAAAGUUGAAUAUGUGGCACGACAGAAUGUCUAUGAUAAAUCUGAACGAAAACAUAUAAAUGUACUUAAUCCGGAUGUGGAGGAGAAAUGGAAUCGAUUGCGACCUACGGCCAACCGUCAAUACUAUUAUUCAUCAUCACAAACCGAAAUUGAAUUUGAAGAACUUGAAGCUGAUGCUACACCUGAACAAAGCAAAAGUGCUUAUUAUUAUAUGUUUAAUCGGGUUUACAAUCAGUGGCAAGAAGCAACAUCAACAGAAAAACAGGAACAUGAAGCCAUUAUUGAUUUCAAGAAUUCAACAAAAAUUCCUCGGUAA